AUGUCCUACAAGCAGGUCACCCUCCACGAACGGCCCACCGACGCCAUUGACCCCUCGCUCGCAUCUGGCACCUUUCGCCUGCAUAGUGUCCCCAAACCUGACAAUGUGCCUGCCGACAAGCUGCUGGUGCGCGUGCACUACCUCUCGCUUGACCCGGCCAUGCGCCAAUGGCUGUCCGCCAGCCGCUCCUAUAUCGCCCCCGUGAAGGUCGGCGCCGUCAUGCGCGGGCAGAGCAUGGCCCAGGUCGUGGCCGUGGGCAGUGACCUCGGCUCCAAGUUCCAGGUCGGAGACUGGGUUUCGGCUUACUCUGGGUGGCAGGAGUAUGCUGUGCUGGGUACAGAUGAGGCGGAGAAGGUUGUUAUCCCUCCGGGUGGUCAACCUACCGACGCUCUCUCCGUCCUGGGCAUGACCGGUAUGACUGCAUACUUUGGGAUGACGGAGAUCGGACAACCUCGCGCCGGAGACACUGUCGUGGUAUCUGGAGCUGCAGGAGCCACCGGCAUGGUCGCUGGACAAAUCGCAAAAAUCAAGGGAGCGAAGCGUGUCAUCGGGCUGGCGGGCAGCCCGGACAAGUGCGAGUUUCUGCGGAAGGAGUUGGGCUUUGAUGUCGCCAUCAACUAUAAGGACUCGGAUUGGCGCAAGCAGCUGAAGGCGGCUACCCCGGACUACAUCGACGUCUACUUUGAUAACGUCGGUGGUGACAUUCUGGAUGCUUGUCUCGCUCGGGCCGCCCGAAAUGCGCGGUUCGCCAUCUGCGGUGCGAUCAGUCAGUAUAACACUUCGAAGCCAAAGGGGCCCGCCAGCUAUAUGAACGUGAUUUCGCAACGCGUCACGAUGAAGGGCUUCAUUGUCUUCGAUUUCGCCGAUAAAUACCAGAGUGCGCGCGAGGAGAUUUCCUCCUGGCUGGCACAGGGGAAGCUUGCACGCAAGGAUCACAUUAUACCCGGGGGACUAGAAGCAGCGCCCAAGGCCCUGGUUGAUCUAUACCGUGGCGUCAAUACGGGGAAGAUGAUUGUUGAGGUGGCUCCAUCUAGCCAAGUGCUAUCGCCAAAGGCGAGGCUAUAA
Aspergillus puulaauensis is the source of this 1065-nucleotide messenger RNA. RefSeq names its product NADP-dependent oxidoreductase. The transcript is spliced from 2 exons. Lineage: Eukaryota; Fungi; Ascomycota; Eurotiomycetes; Eurotiales; Aspergillaceae. The coding region runs from base 1 to 1065 and encodes 354 amino acids. The record is from RefSeq and is a predicted model, not a curated record. Gene Ontology annotation, molecular function: oxidoreductase activity, acting on the CH-CH group of donors, NAD or NADP as acceptor.